This is a messenger RNA of Nelumbo nucifera (sacred lotus), 1515 nucleotides long. RefSeq names its product zinc finger protein WIP3-like. Gene Ontology annotation, molecular function: DNA-binding transcription factor activity. Gene Ontology annotation, biological process: regulation of gene expression; anatomical structure development. Gene Ontology annotation, cellular component: nucleus. The record is from RefSeq and is a predicted model, not a curated record. NCBI's taxonomy places the organism in Eukaryota, Viridiplantae, Streptophyta, Magnoliopsida, Proteales, Nelumbonaceae.
AGAAAAAGAAAGCCUCAAAAAAAGACAAACCGGAUUGAACCACCAUUCAUAUAUGAACCAUGAGUCCAUGCUUUCCCACUAAGACUCUUGAAUCCACUUAUCAGUCUUGAAUAUAACCAUCUAAGGACAGAGAUCAAGAGCCCUUGAGAAGAUGGGCGGAAGGAACUACCAUGCAGAUAGUAGGGGUUUCUGCUUUCAAGCACCACCAACCUUCAUUGAGUGGCUCAAGCCUUCAGCUCCUCCUUCCUCCUCAUCUUCUUCAUCAAUUACUCAGCAAGCGCAACCUCAAUACACAAAUCUCAUGAGCCGCUUACAACUACCUGUCUUCUAUCACCAACAACAGCAACAACUCCUUCCCCAAAACACCCAGUGCCUACCUCUUCUAAGCAGGUUUUCUGAGUCUAAAUCCCUGAAAGAAGAGGAGAAUGAGCUGAAAAGGGAGAGUUUAGAUAUUAAAGAUGAGAAGCUGGAGAAGGUUACUGUGGCUUUGCACAUCGGACUGCCCAACACAAGAGAUUCUGAUGAUGAGAUCAAACCCUUAGAUUAUAUGAAGGAAGACAAUUCCAUGAAGAAAAAUAUUGAAGAUAGUAGUGCAUCAAGCACUGAGACUAGGUUCUGGAUCCCCACACCGACACAGAUCCUUAUUGGGCCAACCCAGUUCGCUUGCUCCAUAUGCAACAAGACUUUCAAUAGGUACAAUAACAUGCAGAUGCAUAUGUGGGGGCAUGGAUCACAAUAUAGGAAAGGACCAGAAUCACUUAAAGGAAUACAACCAACAGCAAUGUUAAGGCUUCCUUGCUAUUGUUGUGUUCAUGGCUGCAAGAACAACAUCAACCAUCCUCGAGCCAAGCCAUUGAAAGAUUUCAGAACUCUUCAAACACAUUACAAGAGAAAGCAUGGAGUGAAGCCAUUUAUGUGUAGAAAAUGCAGCAAAACAUUUGCAGUUAAGGGAGAUUGGAGAACGCAUGAGAAGAACUGUGGGAAGCGAUGGUAUUGCUCAUGUGGGUCGGAUUUCAAGCAUAAGAGAUCACUCAAAGACCACAUAAAAUCCUUUGGGAAGGGUCAUUCUCCAUACCCUUCUGAGGAAAAUUUUGAAGAUGAAAAAGAAUGCAUCACAGGGUCUGAAGAUGAAGCGGGUUCAUCAGGAAGAAAUUUGUGAUCGAUCUCUUUGUUUCUCUAAUUAUUCUAUUAGUAGUUAUAAUUAGCUAGGCCAUAAUUCAGUAUAUUGAGCUUGUCUAAGCUUGUGCUCAGUAACAAAAAACUCUCAAUAAGUGUUAAAUAUAUUCAGGAAGCACACAAGGAGAGAAGUUUGUUACGGAGCAUAGGUGGGAUGAUAAGAAACAAUUACUAAUUUAGAGGGUACGGUUUUCUUAAGUGGUUCGUGAUUAAAAGGAAAUGGUUAAUGUAAAACACAGUCUGGGAGUAGCUGAACUUUCUUCAGCCUCAAGAUAGAAUUUUUCUGCUUCAUGGACUGUUAGUAAUCUUAGCAUGUAAUAAAUAAAUGGUUUUUUCUUU